GUGCCUUGCCUUUGCUUGUAUUUCAGACAGAGAGAAACGGAGAGGAAACAAAGCAAAACAGGCCAAAAAAACAGAGAGAAAGAAACAGAGCAAAACAGGGCCAAAAAUGGUUUUCAACAGUUUGAUGGUGCUGUCAGUGGCUCACGUAUCGGCAGACGCAUGGCAAUACAUAGCUUGCAACCCAGAGAGGCUGAGCAGCCAUCAGCUAUUGGAUCUAAUCUGCUGCUUCCCUUUGCAGCAAUUGGGUCGCCUUGCUCUCUGCCUCUGGACCUUCCUCUGUCUCCCUCCUCCUGAUUCCUUCUACUCCUACGCCUAUUACUCUUCCUCUUCAUCUUCUGAUGAUGAUGACGAUGAUGAUGACUCUUCCUCCACUCUCAAUUACAACAACGGAUACUAUUAUCAUUCCCAUUCAGAUUGAUACUCUCUCUCAUUGGGAUUCAUGCACAGAACUUGCAGGAUGGAUAGAGAUAGAUUCUUUGUUUGGAUUCUUGGCCAUGUGAUAGAAUUGUGGGGGUUGACGGAGAAGUGACCAGGGAUCAUUGCAAAGCAGGAUUAGGCUACUUGUUUACUCACUUUUAUGGUCAUUGCAGGGUAACAAGGAAAUUUUUUCCCAGUAUGAUAAUAUAGAGGACCCCACUUAUUUUUAAACUCUUUCUCUUUGUAUAACAGCAGUUGUGAAGUCUUAGAUCUUUGCAUCUGAUUACUGGAUCUAUAGAGGUUUUUAUAUUCAUUGCAGGGUGAUAUAUGUGACUUAGAUAACACUUGUAUAGCAUGAAUAAUUUGUGGUCACAUAUUUUGUUUGAGGUUGUGUCUUUCGCUUUGUUUAUACUUGAUGAUGUAAUGAGUAUUUAUUUUCCUAUAGACAAAAGAAUGGUAAGAUUCUAAAUGACAAUUCUACCACUGCUUUUCUGGA
This is a messenger RNA of Quercus lobata, 913 nucleotides long. RefSeq lists its product as uncharacterized. The record is from RefSeq and is a predicted model, not a curated record. The coding region runs from base 107 to 418 and encodes 103 amino acids. The transcript is spliced from 2 exons. Lineage: Eukaryota; Viridiplantae; Streptophyta; Magnoliopsida; Fagales; Fagaceae.